Molecule: messenger RNA, 5696 nt
Organism: Choloepus didactylus (southern two-toed sloth)
Lineage: Eukaryota; Metazoa; Chordata; Mammalia; Pilosa; Megalonychidae
Gene: DIAPH1
Product: diaphanous related formin 1
Exons: 28
Coding region: 1-3828 (1275 amino acids)
Biological process (GO): actin cytoskeleton organization; actin filament polymerization
Cellular component (GO): actin filament; cytoplasm
Molecular function (GO): small GTPase binding; microtubule binding; actin binding
Source: RefSeq, a predicted model, not a curated record
AUGGAGCCGCCCGGUGGGGGCCUGGGACCCGGCCGCGGGACCCGGGACAAAAAGAAGGGUCGGAGCCCGGACGAGCUGCCUGUAGCGGGCAGCGACGGCGGCAAAUCCAAGAAAUUUACUCUGAAGCGGCUCAUGGCAGAUGAGCUGGAGAGAUUUACCAGCAUGAGAAUUAAGAAAGAGAAAGAAAAGCCCAAUUCUUCUCAUAGAAAUUCUUCUGCAUCAUAUGGGGAUGAUCCCACAGCACAGUCAUUGCAAGAUAUUUCAGAUGAGCAAGUACUAGUUCUGUUUGAACAGAUGCUGUUGGAUAUGAACCUGAACGAGGAGAAACAGCAACCUUUGAGGGAGAAGGACAUUAUCAUCAAGAGGGAGAUGGUGUCCCAGUACUUGCACACUUCCAAGGCUGGCAUGAACCAAAAGGAGAGUUCUAGGUCUGCCAUGAUGUAUAUUCAGGAAUUGAGGUCAGGCUUGCGGGACAUGAAUCUUCUUAGCUGCCUGGAGUCCCUUCGUGUCUCUCUCAACAACAACCCUGUCAGUUGGGUGCAAACAUUUGGUGCUGAGGGCCUGGCCUCCUUAUUGGACAUCCUUAAACGACUUCAUGAUGAGAAAGAGGAGACUGCUGGAAGCUAUGAUAGCCGUAACAAGCAUGAGAUCAUUCGCUGCUUGAAAGCUUUUAUGAAUAACAAGUUUGGAAUCAAGACUAUGUUGGAGACAGAAGAGGGAAUCCUGCUGCUGGUGAGAGCCAUGGAUCCUGCUGUCCCCAACAUGAUGAUCGAUGCAGCUAAGCUGCUCUCUGCUCUCUGCAUCCUACCACAGCCAGAGGACAUGAAUGAAAGGGUCUUGGAGGCAAUGACAGAAAGAGCUGAGAUGGAUGAGGUGGAACGUUUCCAACCACUGUUGGAUGGAUUAAAAAAUGGAACCUCUAUUGCACUCAAGGUGGGAUGCCUACAGCUGAUCAAUGCCCUCAUCACGCCAGCUGAAGAACUUGACUUCCGAGUUCACAUCCGAAGUGAAUUGAUGCGCUUAGGGUUGCAUCAGAUGUUACAGGACCUUCGAGAGAUUGAAAAUGAUGAUAUGAGAGUGCAACUAAAUGUGUUUGAUGAACAAGGGGAAGAAGAUUCCUAUGACCUGAAAGGACGACUGGAUGACAUUCGCAUGGAGAUGGAUGACUUCAGUGAAGUCUUUCAGAUUCUCUUAAACACAGUGAAGGAUUCAAAGGCAGAGCCACACUUCCUGUCCAUCCUGCAGCACCUACUCUUGGUCCGGAAUGACUAUGAGGCCAGACCACAGUACUAUAAGUUGAUUGAAGAAUGUAUUUCCCAGAUAGUUCUGCACAAAAAUGGGGCUGAUCCUGACUUCAAGUGCCGACACCUCCAGAUUGAUAUUGAAGGAUUGAUUGAUCAGAUGAUUGAUAAAACGAAGGUAGAGAAAUCUGAAGCCAAAGCUACAGAGCUGGAAAAAAAGCUGGACUCAGAGUUAACAGCCCGACAUGAGCUACAGGUGGAAAUGAAAAAGAUGGAAAGUGAUUUUGAGCAGAAGCUCCAGGAUCUUCGGGGAGAGAAGGAAACAUUGGAUACUGAAAAGCAGCAGAUUACCACAGAGAAACAGGACCUAGAAGCAGAGGUGUCUAAGCUCACAGGAGAGGUUGCCAAGCUGUCAAAGGAACUAGAAGAUGCCAAGAAAGAAGUGGUUUCUCUCUCUGCUGCAGUUACUGCUGUGGUUCCUCCCAUUACCAGCAGUGCUUCGGUUCCCCCUGCCCCUCCUUUACCAGAAGGUGUUAGCAUACAACCCCCACCUCCUCUUCCUGAGAGUAGUGCCAUUCCUCCUCCACCACCACCUCCUCCUCUGCCUGGGGGUGUUUGCAUCCCCCCACCCCCUCCUUUGCCUGGUAGUGUUUGCAUCCCCCCACCCCCUCCUUUGCCUGGGGAUGCUGGCAUCCCUGCUCCUUUGCCUGGGAGUGCUGGCAUCCCCCCACCCCCUCCUUUGCCUGGGAGUGCUGGCAUCCCCACACCCCCUCCUUUGCCUGGGUAUACUGGCAUCCCCCCACCACCUCCCUUGCCUGGGGGUGCUUGUAUUCCCACAGCCCCUCCUUUGCCUGGGUGUGCCAGCAUCCCCCCACCUCCUCCCCUGCCUGGUGCUGCUGGCAUCCUCCCACCUCCUCCUCCCUUGCCUGGAGGACCAGGAAUGCCACCUCCCCCUCCCCCUUUUCCUGGUGGUCCUGGAAUUCCUCCACCUCCUCCUGGGAUGGGUAUGCCUCCACCUCCUCCCUUUGGAUUUGGAGUUCCUGCAGCCCCAGUUCUGCCAUUUGGAUUAACCCCAAAGAAGCUUUAUAAGCCAGAGGUACAGCUCCGAAGGCCAAACUGGUCCAAGUUUGUUGCUGAGGACCUCUCCCAGGACUGCUUCUGGACAAAAGUGAAGGAGGACCGCUUUGAGAACAACGAUCUCUUUGCCAAACUUACCCUUACCUUCUCUUCCCAGACCAAGACUUCCAAAGCCAAGAAGGAUCAGGAAGGUGGAGAAGAAAAGAAAUCUGUACAAAAGAAAAAAGUAAAAGAGUUAAAGGUAUUGGAUUCAAAGACGGCCCAGAAUCUCUCAAUCUUUUUGGGUUCCUUCCGCAUGCCCUAUCAAGAGAUUAAGACUGUCAUCCUGGAAGUGAAUGAGGCUGUUCUGACUGAGUCUAUGGUCCAGAACCUCAUUAAGCAGAUGCCAGAGCCAGAGCAGUUAAAAAUGCUUUCUGAAUUGAAGGAUGAAUAUGAUGACCUGGCUGAAUCAGAGCAGUUUGGUGUGGUGAUGGGCACUGUGCCCCGUCUGCGGCCUCGCCUAAAUGCCAUCCUCUUCAAACUACAAUUCAGUGAGCAAGUGGAGAACAUCAAGCCAGAGAUCGUUUCUGUGACUGCUGCAUGUGAGGAGUUACGCAAGAGUGAGAGCUUCUCUAGCCUCUUGGAAAUUACCUUGCUUGUUGGAAACUAUAUGAAUGCUGGCUCCAGGAACGCUGGUGCUUUUGGCUUCAAUAUCAGCUUUCUCUGUAAGCUUCGAGACACCAAGUCUGCAGAUCAGAAGAUGACAUUGCUGCAUUUCUUGGCUGAGUUGUGUGAAAAUGACCAUCCUGAUGUCCUCAAGUUUCCAGAUGAGCUUGCCCAUGUGGAGAAAGCCAGUCGAGUUUCUGCUGAGAACUUGCAAAAGAACCUAGAUCAAAUGAAGAAACAAAUUUCUGAUGUGGAACGUGAUGUUCAGAAUUUCCCAGCUGCCACAGAUGAGAAAGACAAGUUUGUUGAAAAAAUGACUAGUUUUGUGAAGGAUGCACAGGAACAAUAUAACAAGCUGCGGAUGAUGCAUUCUAACAUGGAGACCCUCUAUAAGGAACUGGGCGACUACUUCCUCUUUGACCCCAAGAAGGUGUCUGUGGAAGAAUUCUUCAUGGACCUGCACAACUUCAGGAAUAUGUUUUUGCAAGCAGUCAAGGAGAAUCAGAAGCGGCGAGAGACAGAGGAAAAGAUGCGGCGAGCAAAACUAGCCAAGGAGAAGGCAGAAAAGGAGCGGCUGGAAAAGCAGCAGAAGAGAGAGCAACUCAUAGACAUGAAUGCAGAGGGCGAUGAGACAGGUGUGAUGGACAGUCUUCUAGAAGCCCUGCAAUCAGGUGCAGCAUUCCGUCGGAAGAGAGGACCCCGUCAGGCCAACAGGAAGGCUGGAUGUGCAGUCACAUCUCUGCUAGCCUCAGAGCUGACCAAGGAUGAUGCCAUGACUGCCGUUCCUGCCAAGAAGCCCAAUAUUGGUGAGGGAGUCACCACGAUACUUGAGGAAAGCAAGGAGCUGGUUGGCCGUGCAAGCUAAACUGGGUCCUGUAGCCACCUUAGCUCCUCAGUGGAGUCCCAUACUGUCCUGCCCUGCAGCAUGUGCCUAAAGGGUGGAGGGGAUAUUCCUGUGGGGUGGCCACUCCCACCUGCCUGGUCCUGUCUUUCUCUCUGGCUCACUGCACUCUGUACAUCACAUACAGCCUCAGCUGCCUGGAGGCCAGAAGGAACGGGCAGUGUGGGGGAGGCCUGAGCCCAACCCAGCCAGCCCUGGCUGCUGUAUUACCAAAGCAGGGUCCGUGUUUGCUGCCUUAACCUGUCUCUGUGUUACUCUGAGGCCUCAUCUCAGACAAGGCCCAGCUGCUUUCUCAGCCCCUGACUUUCCAGUGGGCUUUCCUGUAGGUCAUUCUUGCUGGGUUUGUGCUUUUUUUUGUGUGUGUGUGUGUGUGUGUGUGUGUGUGUGGUUUCUCUGGCCCUGAGAACAGCAUGGGGCUUGUGAACCUUUGGGCUAUAUCCUUCCUUUUAUUGCCAUCACCUCUAGUCUUUCUCUCUCUUCCUUCUCCUGGCUGUUGUUAUUUAUUACUAGUGGAGUGGCACUGGGAGCUACUUUAAGGAAGAGGGAGCAAAUCCCACCCUCACCCCACCUUCCUGGAAAAAGCAUCCCAGAAGAAAAAGGGUCUGGAGCACUUUGCCUGAUCAGCUGUGGCCCAGGCCAGAGCCUAUGGGCAGGCAGGGCAAAGACAAUAUGGAAGUUGGCCCUUAGCCUGCUGCCAUGCUUUUGCUUUGUGCCCCUUGUCUCUCUCGACCUGCUGCACCAGCCCCUAGGCUACUGAGCCAAGAUCCCUCAUCCCCUCCCCGGAGCUUUGGUGCAUCUCAUCUGGAGUAUGGGCUGGAUUGUGACCAUCCCAACACCUCACCCUCUGUCUCCAAGGAAAUGGGAGGUGGAAGCCUCCUGGCUGAGAAAUUGUUUUCCAAAUGGAUCUAUUUUUAUAUGAGAUUUUUUUUUUUAAAGAAAAUAACUCUUUCCCCUCCUUCACCCCUCCAUAAUGUAAGAGGCUUUGAUGGCAGGUUCCAGAGUUCCUGCGGUUCUCCCCGCCCCCCACAGGCCUCAAUCCUGAAUAAGACCCUGGCCCUCAACCUCAGCCCUCAAAACCUCUGGACCCUUGAAGCCAAGGCAGAUUCUCUCUCCCAGUAUCAAUUCUGGGGCAGGAGGAACCUCUGGUUGAGCUGGGCCAGGCCUUGAAGUAUCUAUUGGGAGCUCUGAGAUCACAGAAUUUUUAUAAAUUUAAUAUAUUUAUCAAGCCUAAUGUGCAAAUGCUAACUGGACACUGGGAGGUAGGCACAGGAAGUGCCUCCAUACGCCCACUCCAUUCUGAACAGUGGGCAGGUCAAACUGUUUGGUGGCCCCGGCCACAGGAAACUCAGAUUCUCUGGCUCAAGGUCACACUUUUGCCCUCCUUGUGCCCCUUUUAGCUUCCCACCCCUAGAUGGAGGGAGAAGGGCUUUGCCCAGAAUUGUAAUUGUAAGAGCAGAGGGGAACUUAGGAGACUUAAGGAUGACUGCAAGGAGGCCUUGGGGCCAGGAAGGAGGGUUCUGAUUUCUAGGCAAGUCCAACAUGCUUGAGCCUGUGUAGGAAGGGGCAACUGCAGCUCCUUUGAUCUAUUCUGGGAAGACUGUGGUGCAGGGGAUCUGUUGCUCCCAAGUUCCCUCCUUCUCUCUGCUCGCUGACAUCUGGGGCUUUGACCCUUUCUUUUUUUAAUGUACUUUUGCUAAGAUGCAUUUAAUAAUAAAAGAAAAAAAAAGGGACAAAAUGCAAACCCAUUUCCCUCGCCUCUUGGGCUUCUGGGAUGUCAUCACCUCCAGUUUGUUGGGUUUGUUUCCAACUGUUAAUAAAGCAUUGAAACAAUA